GUUUGUUUAUGUUGCAAUUUGUUAGACGUUGACCCACUUUUUUGGGGGAAAUGCCUGGACUACAACCACGAGUCCAAUGUGACAAGCAUCAAGGUCUGUGAUGUAAGCAGUUUUUUUUGCGAACCAAUCGGAGUACGCCUUCAAUUAUUUGUGUUCAUGUGAGUCAGUGAACCUAUAGUAAACCCACUUCCUAGAAAGCAAAAUUAGGGACCCAAAUGGCCUCAGUAUGGCAAAAAAUUUAUUCAAUUCACCAGUGGAUUCUGGAGAAUGGAGACAAGAGGACAGAUCCAUGGCUGCUUGUGUACUCCCCUAUCCCUAUACUUGUUGUCUUCCUUUGUUAUCUUGGUGUGAUUUGGAUGGGGCCGCGAGUGUUGAAACACAGAGAACCUGUUGACCUCAAGCUUGUGCUCAUAGUGUACAACUUCACAAUGGUAUGCCUAUCUGCCUACAUGUUCUAUGAGUUUCUGGUCACAUCAUGGCAGGCAAACUACAGUUACCUCUGCCAACCUGUUGAUUACAGCACAAGCCCACUGGCAAUGAGGAUGGCUAGUGUAUGCUGGUGGUUCUUUUUCUCCAAGGUCAUAGAACUCAGUGAUACGAUAUUUUUUAUUCUGAGGAAAAAGAACAACCAGCUGACCUUCCUCCAUGUUUAUCAUCAUGGUACCAUGAUCUUCAACUGGUGGGCUGGAAUCAAAUAUGUGGCUGGGGGACAAUCAUUCUUUAUCGGCCUGCUCAACACCUUUGUCCACAUAGUGAUGUACUCCUAUUAUGGUCUGGCUGCACUUGGACCUCACAUGCAGAAGUACCUGUGGUGGAAGCGCUAUCUGACCUCAUUACAACUGCUCCAGUUUGUGUUGCUAACCACACAUACAGGGUACAACCUUUUCACAGAGUGUGAUUUUCCUGACUCCAUGAACAUGGUCGUGUUUGCUUACUGUCUGAGCCUCAUUGGACUGUUUAGCAACUUCUAUUAUCAGAGCUAUCUCAAGAGGAAGAGCAAGAACAAAUAACACAAUUGUUAUUUGUCACAAUUUACGAUUAUUAUUUGUCAGUAGUUGUUUGUGAUUUUAUACCAGUAACAAUGUUUAUCAUGUCAUGUGGACUUAAUUUUCUAUCUGUGUGUGAUGCUUAAAGAGUAACUAAACAUCAAACCCUCUCUUUGAGUUAAACUCCUAAUAUUAAUACUCAUGCAUAAAGUUAUGGUCUUCUGGAGUUGAUUGCUAAUAGAUUUGUCAUCUCUGCAAUCUCUGGAGUGUUUAUCUUUUCACAAUUUGAUGGUAAAUUCUUGCUUUAUUGCCCCUAGUGGUUAAUACUUUCAGGAGAAAUGCAUGAUUUACACGAGUGCUUUUUUAAAGGUUCUCUGAUAUUUGGUCGUGGUCAUGUAUUGCUUCAAGCAUUUCGAGGAAAUCCCAAGAUGAAUACUUUUGAAAAAAAUCUCAUAUGUACAACUUUUCACCAGAAAGCAUACCUUACAAAAAAUGAAGGGGUUGGCUAAGGCCAAAAUUGGGACGUGUACUUACUCUCUAAAAGGGCUUUGCUGUGUCCAGCAGAGGGCAGAUUCUGCCUAUCAUCUGGUUUUGAACUCCACUUGCCAUGUUGAUCACUUUAUACUUCUGUGUGUAUUUUAACUUGUAAUGCAAAAAUGUUUCUUAAUUUACAAUUAUAUUCAUUUUUUGCCUGCUGAAAUCAAGGGCAUGCAAUAGUCUCGCGGAACACAAUUGUAAAAUCAUUUAAUUUUUAACUUGAAAAUAACAGUCAUAUUAUUGCUUAAACAAACUGUACAGUUUAUAUACAUAAUAAAGUAUUAACUGUUACAGA
This is a messenger RNA of Osmerus eperlanus (European smelt), 1818 nucleotides long. RefSeq names its product ELOVL fatty acid elongase 8b (gene elovl8b). Gene Ontology annotation, cellular component: endoplasmic reticulum membrane. Bases 216 to 1010 code for a protein of 264 amino acids. Gene Ontology annotation, biological process: fatty acid elongation, saturated fatty acid; sphingolipid biosynthetic process; very long-chain fatty acid biosynthetic process. The transcript has 8 exons. Gene Ontology annotation, molecular function: fatty acid elongase activity. The record is from RefSeq and is a predicted model, not a curated record. Lineage: Eukaryota; Metazoa; Chordata; Actinopteri; Osmeriformes; Osmeridae.